Messenger RNA from Hypoxylon fragiforme, 327 nucleotides. RefSeq lists its product as uncharacterized. Bases 1 to 327 code for a protein of 108 amino acids. NCBI's taxonomy places the organism in Eukaryota, Fungi, Ascomycota, Sordariomycetes, Xylariales, Hypoxylaceae. The record is from RefSeq and is a predicted model, not a curated record. The transcript has 2 exons.
AUGACAUCUCGCUUCAGCACCAACGGGAGCUAUUUUCAGAGCGACCUACAUAUGCAAGUCCGCCCGCAGUCGGCGCGGAUGACCUGGGUUGCAACUCGCAAGAUGCAUGGAGGAGGAGAAGGGUUGCAGAAAUGGGCACACCAUCAGUUCCCGAAAUGGCAAUGGGAAAUCGAAGCUUCAACCUUCACGGCUGUCUUUCGGGUACCGAGCUUGGUAAUCCUCCGAUCAAGCACAGCUGUUUUCCAAGGUUGUCUCUUGUUUACAUAUCUAGUUGGCUCCAACUACGACGACGAUAUGAAAAUCUCGUCAAAUCCUACCUUGAAGUGA